AGUAGGUUGCCCCAUCUCCACUCAAUACUUUGUUUUUAAUAUUUGUUCUUAUUUAGUUCACUUUAUCAUCUCAAAGGUAAAAGGGACACAUAACUAUAUUUAUUCCCAGUGAAGAAUUCUGUAAACUUCAGCACAACAUAACUUGAGUUCCAAGCAACCUUUUAUUUAUUUAUUUUUUUCAUCUUUGAAACUAAUUCCAUUUCAAGAAAUAUAAAUGUCCUCACAUGAUCUUUUAGGUCUCUUUCUCUCUCUGAAUUAUUGUGAGUAAGAACAAACAGGUUGUAGGUGGAAACUAAGGACAUAAAAAGGGCUACAAAGUGUAAAGAGGAAUUCAAUUCCUACACACCCCUCAAGAAGAAUUGGUUCAAGGGAAAACAUGGAUGCUUUACAAGAGUCAAAUUGCUUUCUGUUUCCUUGUUUCCUUUAGCCCCCUUACUCCGUCUCUCUUCGAUCCGUACGAUUUAUAGGAUGACCAUAAGAGGAAAUCAUCAAAGAAAAUGACUUGGUGCAAUGACUGCAGCUGCAAUGAGCCAGUGAUCAUGACCAGAAAGUCACCAUCAUCUACUGAUCUUAAUACACUUAAUAUCGCAGCCGGAAAAACCAGAGAUACCCAAGCUAUAACUUGCCCUUCAUGUGGUCAUCAGAUCAAACCAUGUCAAGAAAAGGGUCGAAUCCACGAUCUGCCAGGACUACCAGCCGGAGUGAAGUUUGAUCCGAGUGAUAAUGAGCUUCUUGAACAUUUGGAGGCAAAGGUGCGGUUGGAUGCUCAUAAGCUUCAUCCUCUAAUUGAUGAGUUCAUUCCUACACUUGAAGGAGACAAUGGAAUUUGCUACACCCACCCAGAGAGGUUACCAGGCAUAAACAAAGAUGGCUUAGUCCGACAUUUUUUCCAUAGACCUUCGAAAGCAUACACCACCGGAACUAGGAAACGAAGAAAAGUACACACUGACAUAGAUGGAAGCGAAACCCGGUGGCAUAAAACCGGCAAGACAAGGCCAGUUUUUGUUAAAGGCAAAGUGAAAGGGUAUAAGAAGAUACUUGUGCUCUACACCAACUAUGGAAAGCAAAGGAAGCCCGAGAAAACAAAUUGGGUGAUGCAUCAGUACCAUCUCGGUGACAACGAAGACGAGAGAGAUGGAGAGCUAGUGGUUGCAAAGGUUUUCUACCAAACACAACCACGACAAUGUAGCUCUAACACGAUCAAGGACUCGCCUCCUGCAAUGUCAAAGGGGCGAAAAGGCCGGCAUGAGAAUGGACACACUAGGGAUGCCACCAUUGUUGAGUACUAUGGUCCGUCUCUCAUUUCUUUUGAACAACGUGACCAUAGUUUUAAUUUGCAUAAUGGGGCUUCUUAUGUUCCAUGACAUGAGAAUGUUGAGGAAAAUGUUGGGACUUAGCAUGCACUGAAACAAUGUACAAAUGUAACUUCUAUUUGUUGUUUAAUUAGUAGUGAUGAAAUAAAUUAUAACACCCCUAAUUUUAGGAGGAAUAAGGUGAGGAAGAAUAAGGGUUGUCCAAUAAAUUAAAAUUAAUUUAAUUAAAAUCACGCACCAUUUGCAUGUGUUGUUAUGCAUGUGUAUUAUUAUCCCUAUAUUGUAUUUGUUACCAUGUAUAUUGUCAGUGUUCAUUGGUGGUAG
Cornus florida is the source of this 1637-nucleotide messenger RNA. Its product is annotated as NAC domain-containing protein 73. The transcript is spliced from 3 exons. Lineage: Eukaryota; Viridiplantae; Streptophyta; Magnoliopsida; Cornales; Cornaceae. Gene Ontology annotation, molecular function: DNA-binding transcription factor activity; transcription cis-regulatory region binding. Gene Ontology annotation, biological process: regulation of DNA-templated transcription. The record is from RefSeq and is a predicted model, not a curated record. Bases 498 to 1364 code for a protein of 288 amino acids. Gene Ontology annotation, cellular component: nucleus.